Rhincodon typus (whale shark) is the source of this 1838-nucleotide messenger RNA. It is a transcript of the gene lin37, whose product is annotated as lin-37 DREAM MuvB core complex component. Gene Ontology annotation, biological process: negative regulation of transcription by RNA polymerase II. The record is from RefSeq and is a predicted model, not a curated record. The transcript has 7 exons. Lineage: Eukaryota; Metazoa; Chordata; Chondrichthyes; Orectolobiformes; Rhincodontidae. Gene Ontology annotation, cellular component: transcription repressor complex; Myb complex. The coding region runs from base 205 to 663 and encodes 152 amino acids.
UCUCUCACUCUCUGCUGUUUCAGAUACCAGGCUGAUGAUGAGAUUGUGAAACCUGUGCUUUCCGAUCUACAGAGCAAAGAUUCCUCACCAGCAUCAGCAGGAAAAAGGGCCUCGACUCGGUUCCCACAUCAAAGACGCAAGAAGAGGAAGGAAACUGAUGAUGCUGCGUAUGAGGGAAGUCACCAGAGGCCAAAUGCCUAUACUAUGAAGCUGUUUGACCGGAGUGUUGACCUGGCUCAGUUUAAUGAGAAUACACCUCUUUACCCCAUCUGCCGAGCUUGGAUGAGGAACAACCCCAGCCUCCGGGAAGGAGCUCACAGCCCGAGUCCCCAACCACCUGCAGCACUGGAGGAUGAGGAGGUUGCAGAGGUGAUGAAUGGAAAGUGUCAGGAUAUUUACAGACUGCCCGUGCCAACUCCCUGCUCACUGAACACACGUGGACAUCCGAUCAAUCUCCGUGUUCCAUCACCACUGCCUCCCACAGAGAAACAACUUGAUAUCAGCAUGAGUCGCAAUAAUGCUCCUGGGGUGCCCACCUUACUCUAUAACCACAUGGAUCGCUGGAAGAAGAUUCGACAGAGGUGGAGAGAAGCAUCUCACCGGAACCAGUAUCGUUACAGGGACAGCAUGAAGAUCCUGAAGGAAAUGUUUGAGCGUCAGUGAGGGCUCCCAGGACCUCCUGUCCCUGCUUGUGACCAGGUAUUGCAGUUGCAAUGCCUUCAUUUUCCGUUAUCUGCCCAGUUCAAGGAGCGAGGCCUGAGGGACUGUUGUCUUUCCUAUUGGCCCAGAUUGGAGAUGGCCACAGUUGUUUUCGGCACUCUGUUUAUGCCUCCCCACAAGCUUUGUUUUCUUGGCCUAGGUUCUGAGUCACAGGAAGCAGCUACGUUAGUCACCUCUUGCUUGCUGUGGGUUGUUGGCUCCUGGCUGAACUGGGAGGAGCUGGGCACGCUGUGGGCUCUGGGAUAACCAACUGCCAGCUCCUCAUGGAGACACGAUGUGGCCUUGCUGUUGCAGCUGAGUUGAUUGUUAUGGAUCUGCUCGUCUCACCUCGUCUUUUAUGGGCGAGCAAUCGACUUUAAUAGGUGUAUACAUUCCCACGUGUACAUGUUCCUGUGGGUCUCUGUACACAUAUUGCUAUGUAUGUGCAAUUGUGACUGUUCAACUGGCUAUAUAUGUCAGAAACAUAAACAGAAGCUGCUGGAAAAGCUCAGCAGGCCUGGCAGCAUCUGUGAAGAGAAAUCAGAGUUAACGUUUCGGGUCUAGUGACCCUUCCUCGGAAUUGAGGAAGUUCUGAGGAAGGGUCACUGGACUCGAAACAUUAACUCUGACUUCUCUUCACAGAUGCUGCCAGACCAGCUAAGCUUUUCCAGCAACUUCUGUUUUUGUUUCUGAUUUACAGCGUCUGCAGUUCUUUCGGAUUUUGUCUGUGUAUGACAAUGUUUGUAUAGAUGGCCUGUGUGCGAGGAUAUAAGUCUUUGCUAUACCUGUUGCUGCCCUUUGUGUACGCAUGUCUGUGCGUGUGCAUUGAUGUUUAUGGUUGAACCGUCCAGGAUUGGACUGCAGGCCAUUCUGUGACAUUAGUAAUUGGCGUUGCCACACUCCAGGCCCUCCAACAGCCUUGGCAUUAUGAACACACGGUAGGGUCCAAACAGAGCAAAUAUGGUACCCCCUUUCACACUAAUUCUUCGAGCCAGGCCUGGGACACAAGCACAUGGGUCAGAAUAAACACACCAUUUGACCCUAGCAGUUUGGAGCUCGGACUUCUGACUGGUGUCUCAAAUUUAUAUUUACAAAUAUAACAUUGCUGCAAGAGAAAAUUAAAAAAGUGCUUUCAAUUA